CUGAACUUAACUCUCACUCCUAUAAUGAGCUACAGAUCUUGCUUCAAAAUAAAAUCUCCUGUUAGGCCUUUCUCCACUUCAGGCUCUCCAGCACCAACCACCCCCUCCGGCAAGUGGGAUCCAAAGAGACUAAGCACAUUGUGACAUCUCUUUUAAAAGACCAGAAAAGGAUAUCUGACACAUCUGGUCAACUUCUGAACUGCCAGGGAACACUAUACACUAGUGAUGUGCGGGUCGAGAAAUCCCAACCUGCACCUGGCCCACCGUUUCCCCUCUAUUUAUAGACCCGUACCUGCCCCCAAAGUGAUGUCAUGAAAGGGGCAGGGCGGGCACGAGUCUAUAAAUUUAGGGGCCGGAAGCCAGCAGUUCUAAAUUGCGGGCCGGGAGAGCAGAAGAGCUAAACCUGGACCCGCCCUCGAUCUAAAGAUUCUGUGCAGGAGCCGGGCCGCACGUCACUACUAUACACCUACAAUGGUCUACAAAGGGAAACAACUCCCCCUCUCAACUCUGAAACAUGUCCAGCCCUUGCCUGGCUUUAACUUAAAGAGACUGCCAAAAGUAAUGGUGACAAUUUCUGAAAACAUGGAAGGAAGACCUCCCAAUAUGGGUGCCUGGAAUAAUAAAGGACAAGUUUAUAAUGUAACCAUAACAAAUAUCAAUGAAGAUUCUCUAACCAGCUACUCCAAAACCUCUGAUGUAUGUUUUAGCUCCUGUGCUACAACACAUCUAGUUUAUCAAGAUUAUACAUUAACAGAGUACAUCAACACCGAAGGGUCAGUUUUGUCUGUAGCUUUCACUUUCAGUGCAGAUGGGGAAACCUAUACGCUGUGUUCUGCAGGGAAUGGAAGUCUUGAAUUUAUGAAAGGGCCUCUACCUAAAACAAUUGAAGGUACAAAGUGUCCCUUUAUAUUUUACAAGGAGGUUUUUACGGCUGGUGAUGAUUCAUAUUCACUUCAGUGUGCCGAUGGUCUUGGACAAUACUUAUCCUACGAUGAUAGUAAUCUAGCUAUCUUAAAGGAUGCAGCUGAUGUCACUACUGAUGAAACCUGUAAGAUGACCAUUUCACAGAUCUGAAACACAUAGCUAAAGGGGUAGUUCACUUUCAAGUUAACUUGUAGUUUGUUAUAGAAUGGCCUAUUCUUAGCAGAUACUGUAGCUGCUGAAAUUCCAAGCUGGCAAGCUGCUGAACAAAAUGCUUAAUAAUUCAAAAAACCAAAGUAUGUAAUUUAAGUUGCUCAUGUGCAGUUACCCAUAACAACCAAUAAGAUGUAUGCUUUAAAACAGAAGACCAUCAAAUUCUAUCUGCUGAUAAGUUUCUGUAGUAGGUUACUGCACUUAGGCAAACGUAGGUAAGAAUGAACUAUUCCUUUAAGAUGGUAAACCAAAAAUGUGAUACUGUCCCAUAAACAUUUCCUUAGUAUUAAAGUUGUGAUAUCAAAAAUGUAACAUUUAAAUAAUAUAAUGUAACAUUUAAAUAAUAAUGGUGUAUUUUAAAUAAAAUGAUCUAACAUGUAUGAUGUAAAAUAAUUGUUAUUGCAUGUGUACUGCCUCUAUUGACACUGUGUGCAAUAUUGCCUCUAUUGCAGGCAUGACACAAUGGGGCAAAUUCACUAACCUGCGGAGUUGUGCUAGCGCAGGCUUCGCCACACUUCGCCGCAC
Molecule: messenger RNA, 1659 nt
Organism: Xenopus laevis (African clawed frog)
Lineage: Eukaryota; Metazoa; Chordata; Amphibia; Anura; Pipidae
Exons: 5
Coding region: 472-1074 (200 amino acids)
Source: RefSeq, a predicted model, not a curated record